This is a messenger RNA of Staurois parvus, 482 nucleotides long. The record is from the annotation of a GenBank genome assembly. Lineage: Eukaryota; Metazoa; Chordata; Amphibia; Anura; Ranidae.
AACCAAUGGACUGCAGACUUAGUACAGGAAGUGAUCAGACACUGCGGACAUAGUACAGGAGAUGACCAGAGACUGCAGACAGUACAAGAGAUGACCAAAGACUGCGGACACAGUACAGGAGAAGGACCAGAGACUGCGGACAUAGUACAGGAAAUGACCAGAGACUGCGGACAUAGUACAGGAGAUGACCAGUGACUACGGACACAGUACAGGAGAUGGACCAGAGACUGCGGACACAGUACAGGAGAUGGACCAGAGAUUGCGGACACAGUAAAGGAGAUGGACCAGAGACUGCGGACACAGUACAGGAGAUGGACCAGAGACUGCGGACACAGUACAGGAGAUGGACCAGAGACUGCGGACAGUACAGGAGACCAGAGACUGCGGACAUAGUACAGGAGAUGACCAGAGACUGCGGACAUAGUACAGGAGAUGACCAGAGACUGCAGACAGUACAGGAGAUGACCAGAGACUGCGGACAG